Messenger RNA from Colletotrichum godetiae, 1128 nucleotides. RefSeq names its product 2OG-Fe(II) oxygenase family oxidoreductase. Lineage: Eukaryota; Fungi; Ascomycota; Sordariomycetes; Glomerellales; Glomerellaceae. Gene Ontology annotation, biological process: peptidyl-proline hydroxylation to 4-hydroxy-L-proline. Bases 137 to 1081 code for a protein of 314 amino acids. The record is from RefSeq and is a predicted model, not a curated record. Gene Ontology annotation, molecular function: L-ascorbic acid binding; iron ion binding; procollagen-proline 4-dioxygenase activity. The transcript is spliced from 2 exons. Gene Ontology annotation, cellular component: endoplasmic reticulum.
GAAAAUCGCCUGAUUAUCUCAACGACAUAUCUCAAUUCUUCACUUUGUUACCUCUUCAUCUCGAAAGAAGUCACAUCCAAGCAUUGCCAAUUGACCGAACCCCAAGGCCGCCAAUGCAUCUCACCUCAGCCCAACAAUGAUCUCCUACGUCAUCGCCCUUGUGGCCUUCCUCGUCUUCUUCUCCGACCCCCUCGUCAACUUUUUCUCCUCGUCCGAUGGCCGAAGCACAAGCAGCCGGAGCCGGGUGGCCCGCACGCCCCGGCCGCAGAUGAACGAGUCCCUGCUGGCCAUCGAACAUGCCAACGCCACGGCCCUGUCGUGCCCGCCCGACAACUACUCUGUGCGCAUAUUUUCCAAGGAGCCGCUGGUGUUGUACAUUGAAGGGUUUUUGAGUGUGGAGGAACGGAAGCAUCUACUUGAGAUUAGCAACCCCAUCUUCGAACCCUCAACAAUAACCCACAACGGCGCAAACACCCACCGCGACACCUCCAUCCGCUCCUCCGACGUCGCCCUCCUCCCGCGCGACGACACCGUCCGCUGCAUCGAGGCCCGCGCCCGCGCCCUGCAGGGUUGGCGCGAGGAUCUCUGGAUCGAGAGGCUGCGGACGCAGCGGUACGUCGAGGGCGGGCACUACUCGUACCAUUUCGACUGGACCGCCAACCGCAGCGGGUGGGGCCGGGUGAGUAGUAUGAUGGCGUGGGUCGACGCUCGAGGCGGGGAGGAUGAGAACGAGAUGCCUGCCGGGACGGGAAACGGGGAAGGGUUGGUUGGUGGCGGGACGGAGUUUCCGUUGUUGGAGGUGAGUGGGUUGAAGAGGGAGGUUUGGUGUCGGUUUGUAGAGUGCGGUGGGAGAGAUGCUGGUGAUGCUGGUGUUGCUGGUGAUGAUGAGAAGAAUCUGGGCAAUGAUGAGCAGGGCAAAGGGACUACCUUUAAGCCUGUCCCGGGAAACGCGGUUUACUGGGAGAACUUCCGUGCUGACGGGAGCGGUGCCGGGUAUGACGAGACGUGGCAUGCCGGAUUGCCGGUCAAGAAGGGCGUCAAGGUCGGGCUGAAUAUUUGGAGCACUGGGAGGAUAGAGUGAAAUGUCAUGAGUCGGAUAUGUUAUUAUAGCACGAUAGCUUCAAUAUA